Trypanosoma brucei brucei TREU927 is the source of this 264-nucleotide messenger RNA. RefSeq lists its product as hypothetical. Lineage: Eukaryota; Euglenozoa; Kinetoplastea; Trypanosomatida; Trypanosomatidae. The record is from RefSeq and is a predicted model, not a curated record. The transcript has a single exon. The coding region runs from base 1 to 264 and encodes 87 amino acids.
AUGAUGCAACUUAACAUUAGUGAGGGUGUGGGUGCAGGUUGCUUUUGCUAUUCCCUCCAUUUACUUUUCACUUUUUAUUUCAUAGUUUGCUUUAUGUUUAUGGAAGGAUAUAUAUAUAUAUAUAUAUAUAUAUAUAUCGCAAACCUCCUGAUUGUCCGAGAAACUAUUGUUAUCAUUACUGUUACCGUCAUGAAGAAUAAGCGUUUAACUAGUUUGAUUGUACGUUGCACCUUCAAUCUAAAAGGUUUUCCGUUUUUGAAGUGA